AUGAAUAUUCAAUACCCUUCACCCAACCUUCCCAAUGAGAUCAUUCUCCGUAUUCUUCAAAACAUCACCCACCGACCGACACUCGCAUCAUGCUGUCAAAUCUCGAAGAUGGUAUAUGACAUCGCAUCACCACUGCUCUGGGAAAAUUUACGACUCACUCCUUGGUCGGACCGUAGAGAUUCUAGUGGUGAAAGGGAAUUGAGUGACUACCGAAAAGAUCACGGCAAGCUGAACAACCGUACGAGAAGCGUCUCCAAGAUGAGAAACGGGGUGAAAAAGUUGACUUUGGAAUAUCAUUCGGUCGACUGGUGUGGGAUCGACAGACCUACUCGACUCAAUUUACCCAACUUACAUACCUUGGAACUGGUGCUGAAGGACCGUCACACAUUUCAUUUCGGGUGGCCUUCCCGAACUUCAUCAAACAACAGCAGUGAAUGUAGAUUUUUGAAAAACCUCAAGCCCAAGACUAUCAUUAUAAGGAAUUGUGUUCUAUCCAAAUUGAGAUUAGAUACACCUAGUAUGCCUUCAGGUAUAUGGGAAGAAUGUCAAAUCUUGAUUUUAAUCUGUUCACCAAAACAACACAUAUCUUCUACCACAUACAGCAGAUGGAACAAGUUAGUUGAGAUGAGACAUUUGAAAAGGGUAUGUUGGAUUUUCGAUCCUAUGAUUGAUGCUCCGACUUCGUGGGAUCCAUCGAUUGAUGAACACUUCCAAUUUGAUGAAACGGUCGCAACCCCUGGCCCUCGCCUGUUCCAUUCAUCCGACUCCGACUCGAUGAACCUCACACUGUUAGAUCCUCUCAGAUCACCUGAAACCGAUGUCGAAAUCCGUUUUAUGAACUCCGGAUGUAUCUACUCAGCUUUGAACGAGACUCGACGAUCAGAAUUCUUGGAACUAUGUCUACGCAAUGGUACACUCAAAGAAGAAGAUCUCACGUCUGGGACACCUGAAUCCAGAGCUAUGAGAUUCCAAAAUGCUUUCCAAAUUGAGUUUCAAAGCUUAAUCGCGAGGCGGUUUGAAAGAAUGAUGAGCAUCGAUCGUUUGGAAGAAGACAAGAAGGAGGAAAGGAGGAAAUUAAUCAAUUUCAAAUCCCUACAGAAAUGGGUAGAGGAAGAUGAGAAAGAAUGGUCACAAUGGAUCGAUAGGGAUGAUUUAGUCAGAUAG
Molecule: messenger RNA, 1164 nt
Organism: Kwoniella botswanensis
Lineage: Eukaryota; Fungi; Basidiomycota; Tremellomycetes; Tremellales; Cryptococcaceae
Exons: 1
Coding region: 1-1164 (387 amino acids)
Molecular function (GO): protein binding
Source: RefSeq, a predicted model, not a curated record